AAAGAUGCUUGCUUCCUGUUUUUACCUCAGACUCAUUUGAACUGCCGUUUAACACUUCAUAUUACGGUAAAAUAUGGACUCGAGAUUAAACGGCAGUGAGAGCUUUUUGGUAUAGCCCAGCUUGUUUGGGGUCGGUAUUACAUCAUGAUCACUCCUGCGUUUGACCUGAGUCAGGAUCCAGAUUAUCUAACCAUCUGCAUCAGAGUGCCUUACACCAGAACAUCAGCGUUUGACCUGUUCAUCGAUGGGACAGAUUUCAAGUUCUAUGCAAAGCCCUACUUCCUUAGAUUAAGUCUUCCUGGAAGAGUUGUUGAAGAUGGAACAGAAAAAGCUACGUUUGACAUUGAUAAAGGUGUUUUCACACUUAAGGUCCCUAAGGAAACAAGAGGGGAGCACUUUGGAGGGCUUCAAAUGCUCACUAGUCUCCUCGCACCAAAAGGCUCCCGAUCAGCAAAACCUCUGGUGGAAGAUUUGAGUGCUGGCAGUGAAACCACAGGAGAUGAUGAGGAGGAGGAUGAAGAAGAGUUUGACUGGCAGCUGGAACAGGAACUUUACACAGAUCGAUCUGAAGAGGAGCUGGGAGCCAUGCAGAAAUACGGCUUCGCUAAUCAAAGGUCCGGAGUGUUUGCGCGGUUGCAGGAGGAACUCGGUGACGUGAUUGAAGUCAAGAAACCAGAGGAAACAAUGGCAUCCGAGAGACGUCGGGCUCGGCUGGAGGCAGAGACAUUGGCUUUCUCUUCUGACCAUUAUUUAGCUGACUUGUUUGAAGACGAUGAGAUAAAUCGCUUGCUGAAGUUUACACCAUGGUGGUCUAUGCUGAGUCCUUCUAUGGAGCAGAAAGGGGAAUCUGCUGUUUCUUUUAGUGAUGAAGAGAAAGAGCAGCUGAGAAAAUUCACAAACCGCUCCUUCCUGCUGGACAAGACAUCUCGUUGCCAAGCAUGGCUCAGCCUUCUUGACAUCCUGCUGGCGUACUCCUAUGAAGUGCGUUCUGCAGAGGGGGAACACAAUGUAGAGUCACCAUGGACUAUCAGAAAACUCAGUGGUACUCUGUGCUGGCUGGAGACCUACAGCUGCUCACGAGACGUCCUGGUGUCCUUUGGACGAAGGGUUUUGUGCUACCCCCUCUACAGACACUUUGCUUUAGUGGCCUCGUCAGUUUGUGACGCAGCUAAGAUUUUACAAUCAGGGAAAGCCUGUGUCCUCAAAUGCCUGCUGGAUAUUCACAAAGUCUUCAGAGAGAACGACCCAGCCUACAUACUGAACGACUUGUACAUCACAGAUUACUGCAUCUGGAUCCAGAGGGUCAGUUCCAAGAAGAUGUUGGAGUUGGCCAGCAUGUUGCAACACACCCCGCUUCAGAAGAAAGAUUUGGAGCUGGAGCUUGAUGAACUUGAGAGUGCAGCAAGGAUGGUGGUGGAGGAAGAAGAACAAGCUUCUACAGAGAGCAGCAGCAGUGAUUCAUCCAGCGAGAGCGAAGAGUCUGAAGCUGAAGAACAGGGCUGCUCUGAAUCCAAGCAGGGAGGAGGAGAAACAUGUAAAGACAGCCCCUCGCAGCCCAACUCCUCCCCCUCCUCUCCCAUCCCCCACUUAUCCUCCUCUGCGCUCUCCCCAUCGGUAAACAGGAAAGCGAGCACUGUGAGUUCAGACUCACAGGGCUGCAGGCAGCUGAUCCAGGAGCUGGGGAGACAGAUGACGGAGGAGCUGAGGAUCUCUGCAGAUUCCUGCUCCUUUGGAGCAGGAGAGACGUUGUUCGCUGAUGAGUGACGCUGCAGCGGAGCCAGAGGAACCAUCUGGGAGCAGCAGCAGCUGUAGUUUGUGGGACUUUGUUAGAGGAUAACCCCCCUGCUCAUCAUUCAGACUCACCAAGGCUUCAUUAGCUACAUACAAAACCAUAUGCAGCUUCACAUCUUCAUGAAUUAGUUCUGCUCCUGUAAAGAAAGUUAUUUUUGUGAAAUUCUUUCAUAUUUUGUUGCUAUACUUACUUGAUUUAAUACAGUAAAAAUGUAAUGUUGUAACUUAACAUUCUUCGGACUUUAUAUGCUUCAAACAAGAAAUUCAUAAUGACACAUUUGAUGUGUGUUUGUAAAGUUUUGUCCUGCCAAUACCAAAUGUAUCCAAUCUAGAACUUCAUCAGCUUCAUGCAAAGUUAUGUCAGACUUGAUUAAUUUUGGACUCUACUAAUAAAGAACUUUAGAAUUUGAA
Xiphophorus couchianus (Monterrey platyfish) is the source of this 2202-nucleotide messenger RNA. It is a transcript of the gene shq1, whose product is annotated as SHQ1, H/ACA ribonucleoprotein assembly factor. NCBI's taxonomy places the organism in Eukaryota, Metazoa, Chordata, Actinopteri, Cyprinodontiformes, Poeciliidae. Gene Ontology annotation, cellular component: cytoplasm; nucleoplasm. Bases 145 to 1764 code for a protein of 539 amino acids. The record is from RefSeq and is a predicted model, not a curated record. The transcript has 12 exons. Gene Ontology annotation, biological process: box H/ACA snoRNP assembly.